Molecule: messenger RNA, 2811 nt
Organism: Pogoniulus pusillus (Red-fronted tinkerbird)
Lineage: Eukaryota; Metazoa; Chordata; Aves; Piciformes; Lybiidae
Gene: CASP7
Product: caspase 7
Exons: 7
Coding region: 493-1473 (326 amino acids)
Biological process (GO): apoptotic process; execution phase of apoptosis; proteolysis
Cellular component (GO): cytoplasm
Source: RefSeq, a predicted model, not a curated record
AGCCGUCACUACCGUGGAAGCGACCAGGGCCCAGAGGCAGUGUCAGGAGAGCGGGCGAGGGAGCGGGGCGGGAGCAGCCCUCGCUUAUUCCCACCCCACACCCGCCCCAUCCUGAGUCCGGGCGGAAGGCGGGAGAGGCCCGGGCCGGUGAGGCUCGCUCCUCCUCACAGCCAGUGGGGCACCGUCCCGCGGGUUCGGUUUCGCUUUCUUUUCUGCUUCACCGGAGGCCAGCGCUAAGGCAAGCUUCGGUUCCUUCUUAGCCGCUUGCCCCCCACCUCGCGUCGCGCUGGCCACCCUCCUUGCUCCCUUAAGGGCGUCCGCUCCGCUUCUCCGCACCCCAGGCCCUUCCCGCCACCUACUCGCCUCCCUUCAGCUGGCUGCCCUCUUCUCCCUGCCCCGCGCCUUUUCCUCUCUUCUCCUCUCUGUCUCCAACCCGUCCGGCAGCCUCGGGCCUCUUCCCCGCUGUUCUCAUCUGACGCCUGCGGCAGAGAGAUGGAAGGAAGUGGCUCUCCUUCGGCACCGGGGAGCCCUCGGACCCUUCAGAUGUUGGAAGACGAGCAUGUUGGUAGCUCUGCUCAAGAGGGGGGUGAUGAAGAUCAUGGUGAUGUAGUUGAUGCAAAGCCAGACAGACGUAGCAGGCUCUCAAUUUUUGGAAAAAAGAAGAAGAAUGGAGAAGAAGAACAGCCAAAGUCCUCUAUCAGUAAUCAGUACCGAAUUGUUACACCUACAUUCCAGUAUAAUAUGGACUACAAGAACGUUGGCAAAUGUAUUAUUAUAAACAACAAAAAUUUUGAAGAUAAAACAGGAAUGGGUACACGCAAUGGCACUGACAAGGAUGCUGGGGACUUAGCUAAGAGUUUCAGAAAUUUAGGCUUUGAUGUUCACACGUACAAUGACCGAAGCCGUGGUGAUAUGGAAAAAUUACUGAAGCAAGCUGCUGAGGAGAAUCACAGCGAUGCUGCUUGUUUUGCCUGCAUCCUUCUAAGCCAUGGGGAAGAAGGCCUCAUCUAUGGCACAGAUGGACCCAUGGCUAUCAAGAGCUUGACUGCGCUGUUCAGAGGAGACAAGUGUAAAAGCCUUAUAGGAAAGCCAAAACUAUUUUUCAUUCAGGCAUGCAGAGGCUCUGAAUUUGAUGAAGGUAUACAAACCGACUCUGGACCUGCCAAUGACACUCUGGAAACAGAUGCCAAUCCAAGAUACAAGAUCCCAGUAGAAGCAGAUUUUCUGUUUGCAUAUUCCACAGUGCCAGGUUAUUACUCCUGGAGGAAUCCUGGAAGAGGCUCCUGGUUUGUGCAAUCUUUGUGCUCUGUGCUAAAUGAGCAUGGAAAACAACUUGAGAUCAUGCAGAUCCUCACGCGGGUCAACUAUGUGGUUGCCACAAAUUUUGAAUCCCAGUCAGAUGAUCCACGCUUCAGUGAGAAGAAGCAGAUUCCCUGUGUGGUCUCUAUGCUCACUAAGGAACUUUACUUCUGAAAGCAUGUUUUCAUGAAAGAUCAGGAUAUGGUUUUGGGUGGAGAUUUGAUUAUAAAUUUGGAGUUACACAUUCUUAAGAACAGAAAUGUAAUAACAUUUUAUAUUUUAUAAGCUGGGGUAUCUGGUGGAGGGACAAUAUGCAAGAUUUUAAAGAAGAUAUAAAUGCUGUAGGCUAAUCUGACAGCUGAUAUUAAUUACUGUAUCUUGAUUUUCCCCUUAGUGUGGUUGUCAUGAUUUAGAGCUACUGAAGAGUCCCAUAAAUGUUUCUUCUGGAAAACAAAUUGUAAAUGAAGAAAACAAACCCAAACCGAUUCAGGAGACUCCAUCUUUCUUUCACUGCUAGGUCAUGGAACCAGAUCUUUCUCAUAAACUUCCACAGACCAUCAUGUUGUGGCUAAGUCCAGUGAUGAAGCAGUUUGUAGCUAUACAAAAGAGUGUUUCCUAGUCUAAUAUAUCCAUUUCCUUUUUGUGAACGUUAUUAAUGAAGACAAAUGAUUGUGCUUAAUCUGGAAGUCAUUUCGCUUAGUUACCACUUUCAGAUGAGAUGGAUCAAUACACAACCAAUAUUUGAUAUAUGAUUUACCACAGUGGUACAGAAAUGUUAACAAACAGCAAAAUCAAAAUCUUUGUGAAAGGUUGGCAAACUGUAAUUGGGUGAUGCUUUACUAAAGCUCCAGCAUAAAGAUUUUUUGUUUUCCUUGCAGGUGACACUUAACUGAUAGAAUGGCCUGGAACAGUGGUAGUACAGAAAUAAAGAUGUCUGCCUGUUGAUUCAAAAGGUCUGAACCCACAGAAAGUUAAUGCCAAAGCCUUGUAAUAUUAUCUGAAAACCUAAUGUGGAAAUGCUGAGUUUUUGUGUUCCACUGGCAAAUGUGUGUUUAGAUACCACUACUAUUUUUGAGGAAUUUUGCCAGGACUUACCUGAGUGAGACCCCAGAAGUGCCUUUUUGGUUACUGUACAGUCUUGAUUUUUAUGUUUUGGAGUUACAUCAAUGCUGUUUAUAUUCCUACUUUUUAUAUUCUCUUUCAAGUUGGUAGCUAGCUUAAAGAAAAGGUGAAGUUUAACAGUUUGGUUAAACUGAUAAAUGAUUACCUGUUCACUCUCUUCCCAGUUAAUGUACUCCUAUACUCUUUUGAAAUCUUCCCAGAAAAUAAGUGUGUGCUUAUUAUAGCCAAGUUGCCAAACUGUUAAGCUUAUUUUCUUUACAAACACUGUGACAUAGCAAGAUACAUAUUUUUUUUUUUCAGAAGUUAAAUUUACAGUUGUUUGAAUUAAAUAAAUGAUUGUUUUAUGGAUGCCUUGAGCAUGAAAUCAAUAAAGACCUUCUUUUUUUUUUU